This is a messenger RNA of Labeo rohita (rohu), 2109 nucleotides long. RefSeq names its product Transmembrane protein 179-like. Bases 207 to 953 code for a protein of 248 amino acids. The transcript is spliced from 4 exons. Lineage: Eukaryota; Metazoa; Chordata; Actinopteri; Cypriniformes; Cyprinidae. The record is from RefSeq and is a predicted model, not a curated record.
CGAGCGGAGCUCAACCGUUGUGUAACCAGCAGCGUCCCGCCGUCGGAGGGGAGGAGUCCCGACACAAACACGCUCGCUGUGUUGUGCUGUAAAAUUCCACUUAGUAUUUAAGGUUUACAUUUGGUACACUGUCGAAAACAAACGUCGAGGUUUCAGCAGGUAGGCUACGCUUCUCUACACACAGGCUGAAACUAAUCUUCGAGUACAUGGAGCUGGAUCGGCGACUCUUGCUGGCUCACUGCGCCGCCCACACCCUGUCCGUUAUAGCUGGACUGUUGGUGGUCGUACCGCUCGCUUUAAACGGAUCCGCUUUCAAGGGAAGGUGCGCGCUGUUUAGUCAAGGCUUUUGGAGGACGGAGAACCUCUCGGUGGGCGAGGGAGAGUCCCGGACGGUCACUCAUCUGGUGGUGCAACAAUGGGGACCGUUAGCGGCGUGCCAGUUCGCCACAUUCGUCGGUGUGUUCACCGUGUUGUACGGAGCCGUUCAGGGCUGGAGGAGCCUGUUCUACCUCCAUCGGCGGCAUGACGACACGCUGUUUUCUGCCUUCCUCACGCUGCUGUUGAGUCUGUGUGUGCUCUUCCUCUCUGGAGGGGCCAGUGUUACUCUCACCCUGGGCCUGGUGUCUUGGUGCAACACUGUUACGGACCACAACACCAGACCCUUCAGCUGUGCUGAGUCACAGUCUGUUCCUCUUUAUCUGGACGUUGAGACAUCCUCUUUCUACUCUGAACUCAAUUGUGCGCAGAUCUCUCUGUGGUGUGUAACGGCUCUAUGGUUGGCUCACUCUAUUUUGUCCUUCCUGAGGCUCUAUCAUUCCCACAGUCAGCAGAUCAGUGGGCCGUGUUUAUCCAGAGAGAAGGAAUUCCUCCUGGGCCAAACUCAAGUGGAGUGUCCCAUUCAUCAUCCACAUCCACACUCACACCCUUCCCACACUCCCAGUGUUUUUAUUUAGCCACACAGUGUUCAUAGACCAGUUUUAAAGGGAACCCUGAGUAUUUAAGACUUGUAUGGCUUAAUAUAACAUAAAUAACAGCUCUUACUGAAAUACGUAUUAGAAAGCCAAUGAAAGAUUUACGUUAUUUAAAAAAUCCAAAUCGUUUUAUACAUAUUUUGUACUAUAGGGGCGCCAUUAUUUCAAAUGACGUGAAUUGGCUGCAUGCGUGAGCUACUGCUGCUACCUGUUGCUAUUUUUACUCUGCUUUUGGUUGUACAUUUCAAGCGAAUGGCAACAAGAAGUGAUGUAAGUCUUCACUGCUUUCCUGGCGAUAAGAAAAGGAGAAAAGAAUGGGAAGAUGCCUUUGGACGAAUACCCAGGGUUCCCUUUAAGAUGGAACAAGAAGACUGGUCAAGAUUAACGUAAAAGGGAAUUGACUUCUAAUCUAAACAGACAAUCCCCACAAUUCCCACGCAUGUUACACAAAGAAUAACCUCAGUAAUCAGAAUUAGCCUGGGUUUUAUCUCUUUUUGUGCAUUUGUUGAUAAGUUUUUGUCAUGUAGCUUAGUGCUUACAUUGAGGUAAAAUGUUUCUCAAAUAUAUGAUAUAUUGCACUAUUAAUGCAUUGCUCUUGCAUGUGCAAGAUAUUGUCUAACUUUAUAUGUUCAGCCAUAUAAUGUGAAGUUUAAGUGAAUGGGAAGGAAAGACUAGCCCGUUGCAUGUGCUCAAGUCUGACCCAUGCUUGUUUCGUACUGUGAAUACUGAAUGGUACUGGCACUCAAACCUGACGUUCUCUUUCAAAUCCAGUGAAGGUUUCUUAUAUGAAGCUGGUUGUGUUGAUGCAACCUCCUGGUUCAAAAUCCACUUUUGCUGGGUUGCAUUGCUUAAUUGAUGUGAUGGAAAUUCAGAGACAAGGAGAAGCUGGAAAAACAUGAGACGGAAUGUCAAGAAUGUUGCUCAUCCUUUUUGAAUCCUGAACCUUUGACCUGGAGGAUUGUUGUGAAACGCAAACAGUUGAAUAAGAAGCAGGAGGGAGAUGAGAGAGAAAUGUUCAUUUAUGGUUUGGAAAUGUGAUGAUGCUUGUGUUUUAUACCGCUGUUUGUAUCCAUUAUGUCCUAUUUAUAAGCCCUUUUCACUUGAGUAAAGGUAAUAGAACAUGGUGUCUUGAUAUUAA